AUGACGUCCGUCUCCAGCGCCGAACCUAUUGUCAUGGAUACCGCUGAUCGUGCUGACCAUGUAGAUCUUUUAAAAGGUCCGGUUCGCCUCAAUCAACAGCCAGAGGACUUUGAAGCUCUCGAAGAAGACCGGCAGGCGGACACCAGCCAUAACACGGACAUUGGGCCGCAAGAAGAUGGUCUGGAAGCGAGUAAAUCCCAGCCUUGCGAGAAAGAUGAGAACCGUAUUCUCCCAGCGCCUAUCCCGAGGACGCCUCUCCCUAGUCUUUCCCCUGAGAUAUUCCUUCAGUUACGCGACACUUGUGCUGAGCCACGGUGCCAGGAGACUCCGUGCAAGUUCAGGGAUUUCUGCCCACGACACCGUAAUCAGCGACAAAAGGAGAAACGUAGAGCAGCUUAUGUUGCGGGUGAAUCUGUGAGGCAAUGCGCGAUCCAGGACUGUGAUCAAGCAACAACGUUUGAUUCGAGACUAUGCAAGAAUCAUGGCAAUUUGAGGACCAGCAUCUACAUGUGGAGAAAGUCUGUGUUCGCCCCAAGAAAGAGCAAGACUGGAAUAUGUCUCGCAUGCUCCAAGGACACCGUAGAUCUAUUGUAUUGCGCUACUUGUACUGCAAGAGUGGAGCAAUACAUGGAACGCACUUCAGUGGGAAGUCAAAGCGAACCCACCGUCUCGUCAGAAAACGGCAGUUCUUCCUCUACAGUUGUCCAAGAACAUUCAGACGCUGAUCAUGUUGAUAACCCACCACCUAUAUCUCCUGGUUAUUCUAAAGUCGUAGGAUCGCUUGCAGCAGCAAUGGAUUCUAUCCUGACCGAUUGUGGCACUGCAUCCAACCAAGACUCUCAGGAUGCUGCCCAGCCAGAGCCUGAAACGAAGCCGUUUAGACGUAUCAAGAUCAGUGAUCUCCUGAAUUGA
This is a messenger RNA of Truncatella angustata, 912 nucleotides long. RefSeq lists its product as uncharacterized. NCBI's taxonomy places the organism in Eukaryota, Fungi, Ascomycota, Sordariomycetes, Amphisphaeriales, Sporocadaceae. The transcript has a single exon. The coding region runs from base 1 to 912 and encodes 303 amino acids. The record is from RefSeq and is a predicted model, not a curated record.